AACCGACACACUUCGGACAGCUGCUGGAGCCACUGAAGGAAUCCAGAAGUUACCCAGAGCCAAGUUCACAAAGCGUGAAAGAAGGAGGAGUUGUGAGUUUUUGGAAACAAGGAAGGCUAACAGCCACAGAAUAUUGAGCUCGGUGCCACGGGAGGAGCCUCCAAACAGGACAACAUGGACGACAUGACGGUGGAAGAGAUUGCCAUUAGGUCCAACCAAGUGACUGAUGAGUCACUGGAAAGCACACGGAGGAUGCUGCGCAUGGCAGAGGAGAGCAAAGAGACCGGUGUCAACACCAUGGUGAUGUUGGACCAGCAAGGAGAGCAGCUGAAGCGUGUGGAGGAGGGCAUGGACCAGAUCAACGAUGACAUGAAGCAGGCUGAGAAAAACCUGACUGAUCUCUCAAAGUGCUGCGGCCUCUGUGUGUGCCCCUGUGACAGGGUGACGUCCAUCGAGCACGAUUCAAACUACAAGCGCACCUGGGGUUUUGGAGGAAGUGACGGUCAAGCUGACGGUUCAAAAGUAGUCUCAAGGCAGCCGUCAGGAGUUCGCAACGGCCAGGCCGGCCAGAUGAACGCCCCGGAACCCUCAGGUCCAUACAUCAAGAGGAUAACCAACGAUGCCCGCGAGGAUGAGAUGGAGGAGAAUCUGGAUGCAGUCGGCAGCAUCAUUGGCAACCUGAAAAAUAUGGCUGUGGACAUGGGCAGCGAGAUAGACAAACAGAACAAACAGAUUGACCGUAUCACUGAUAAGGCGGACAUGAACAAAGUUCGCAUCGAUGAAGCAAACACGAGAGCCAACAAGCUUAUCAAGUAGACAAUGAAUUCUUCUACUGCCAGUUUUAUCCAUCAACAUUGAGCCUCUGUCAUCACACAGACACAUACACCUACACACGCACACACACACAUACACAGUCUACUUGUAUGCAUGCACACAAACACACACUCUGACGAAAAAAAAUAAAAGAAAUUCAGUCAGGAAAGAAUGUCUUUGCCAGCAGUGUGCUAACCUUUUCCUGCACUAAUAUGUAAAUAGAAUACAUUCAUACAUUUUACAAAUUGGCCCCUCGCUGUCAAACACCAACACACUUUGCCACAUGUAUUAAUAGUCAUGCUGGAUUUUGAGAAGCAGUGUGGGAAUCAGAAACUGCACCAAAGAGGAAAGUGCCUGACUGCCUUUUCACUGCUGUUAAAAACCAAAUAUGUACCAGGUCUGUUUUGUAUCAUAUCUCAUCAUUCAUUGGAAGAGAAGAAGCACAGGUCAGCUGAUUUUCUUUCUGAGUUUCUCUGUUUUGCCUUUUAAGAACUAUGAACUACAUCUGUUAUGAUUAGAUCUGAUUAGAAUUGGUCAGCUACACCUAGAUUAAUCUUAAAUCACCGACUUUGGCCGGAAAAAAAUGCAUCUUAGUCAAAUCCUUAUUGGUUUAAUAUGUAAUUAAGUUUAUUGUAUCGUGUAUAUUGUUGAGAUGAUAUACUUAUUUAAUUCUUUAUCAAGCAGAAAUUACUUGCGAAUAAAGUUGUCUUUUUUAA
Messenger RNA from Scomber scombrus (Atlantic mackerel), 1529 nucleotides. Its product is annotated as synaptosomal-associated protein 23-like. The record is from RefSeq and is a predicted model, not a curated record. Gene Ontology annotation, molecular function: SNAP receptor activity; syntaxin binding. The transcript has 8 exons. The coding region runs from base 175 to 816 and encodes 213 amino acids. Gene Ontology annotation, cellular component: SNARE complex; plasma membrane. NCBI's taxonomy places the organism in Eukaryota, Metazoa, Chordata, Actinopteri, Scombriformes, Scombridae. Gene Ontology annotation, biological process: exocytosis; synaptic vesicle priming; synaptic vesicle fusion to presynaptic active zone membrane.